Molecule: messenger RNA, 10165 nt
Organism: Gymnodraco acuticeps
Lineage: Eukaryota; Metazoa; Chordata; Actinopteri; Perciformes; Bathydraconidae
Gene: tenm2
Product: teneurin transmembrane protein 2
Biological process (GO): heterophilic cell-cell adhesion; signal transduction; neuron development
Cellular component (GO): membrane; neuron projection
Molecular function (GO): protein homodimerization activity; protein heterodimerization activity; cell adhesion molecule binding
Source: RefSeq, a predicted model, not a curated record
CCAUCGGCCGACGCUCACGUUCAGAGCAUGCCCGCUUGCCCGCCGCGUCUCAGCUCUGAAGAGAAGCAACGAAAGACGUGCCGUUUGCUCACAGCUGCCCUUCGUGGCUCCUUCUUUUCCAGUCAGCACUGUCCCCUAUAACGACCGUCACCGUGGAAUGGAUUGCUCCGUUUGAUCGGAGAGAUGUUGUUCUGGAGGCUUAUAGCUUUUCCUCUCCAUCAGCUCACCCCCCGUGCUCUUAUCUCACGCUGCGUGCAAUAGCGUCUUGUCAGGACAGACAGUGCAGAGAAAGUAUGCAAUAAACAAAUGACAAGUAGCUCAGGACUGUUCGAUUGGAGCGAAGGGAAAAGUUCUAGUUGAAGAAGGAGGAUUAUGCCCAGCGUAACUGAAAGGGAAAAAAAGGUGACUGAAGUGGAGAUUGACAUUACGGAGGCCCGCUAGGAGGCCCCUCCAUCUCCCCCACCACCUCCUCCUCUUCCUUCACUUCCAUCUCUUCUCCUUGCAUCCCUACCCCCAACUAAACCUCAACAUGGAUCUGAAGGAUCGGAGGAACCGCUCCCUGACCAGGGGUCGCUGCUCCAAAGACUCCCAGUACAACACCUCGUCGCUGGACACAGAUGAGUGCCGUGUGCCUACCCAGAAGUCCUACAGCUCCAGCGAGACGCUCAAGGCCUUCGACCAUGAGCAGAGGCUGCACUAUGGCGGCUGUGUGACUGAUCUUGUCCACCACGAGGCUGAUGAGUACUCCAGGCAAGGUCGCCCACUCCCUCCAACCUCUUCCUCCUCCCUGCUCCCUCCGUCCCUCCCGUCCUCCUCGUCCGCCCCCCCACCGGAAUGCCAGGUGCCCCUGCUGGAGAAAAACUCCCCCCACUCCCACCUGGAGCCUCACCCCGAGGACUCAUACUUGCUCCGGUCCCAGGCCUCGUCCGCGGGGGCUGCCAACCACCACAGCCAAUCCACACUACGGCCUCCACUGCCCCCUCCGCACAACCACCACACCUUAUCCCACCAGUCUGCAAAUAGCCUGAACAGAAACACUCUGAGAGGGGGACGCAACCCCAUCCAUGCCCCGGUUCCGGGUCCUGGAGACGGGCCCACCACCCCCGAGUCUGUUCAGCUGCAAGACAGCUGGGUGCUCAACAGUAACGUCCCACUGGAGACCAGGCACUUCUUGUUCAAGACGUCGUCAGGGACCACGCCCCUCUUCAGUAGCUCCUCCCCUGGUUACCCUCUGACCUCGGGAACCGUGUAUUCUCCGCCCCCUCGCCUGCUACCCAGAAACACCUUCUCUCGCUCAGCCUUCAAGCUAAAGAAGCCGUCCAAGUACUGCAGCUGGAAAUGUGCCGCGGUGUCAGCCAUCGCAGCUGCUGCCUUGCUGGCCAUCCUACUGUCUUACUUCAUCGCCAUCAACGUGCUGGGUCUGACAUGGCAGCUGAAGCCCUCCGACGGCCCUGUGUUAAACAACGGACUGGGAGCUGGCCUGCCUGUCAACAGCGAUGUGGCCACGCUGCCCUCUGGAGGCAGAGGUUCGUGGGCAGGCCGGAACAGCAGUAUAGACACGGGCACCAUCGAGGUCGGGAGGCGAGUGACCCAGGAAGUCCCACCGGGCGUGUUUUGGAGGUCUCUGCUCCACCUCAGCCAACCCCAAUUCCUCAAGUUCAACAUCUCCCUCGGAAAGGAUGCCCUCUUCGGAGUGUACAUCCGCAAGGGCCUGCCUCCCUCACACGCACAGUAUGACUAUAUGGAGCGCCUGGACGGGAAGGAGAAGUGGAGCGUGGUGGAGUCUCCGCGUGAGAGGAGGAGCAUCCAGACGGUGGUCCUCAACGAGGCGGUGUUUGUCCAGUACCUGGACACCGGCGCCUGGCACCUGGCCUUCUACAACGACGGCCGGGAGAGAGAGACGGUUUCCUUCAGCACAAACAUCAUGGAUUCAGUGCAAGAGUGCCCGCGCAAUUGCCAUGGUAACGGAGAGUGUAAUUCUGGCGUGUGCCACUGCUUCCCAGGAUUCCACGGGAUGGACUGCUCCAAAGCGGCGUGCCCGGUGCUAUGCAGCGGCAACGGUCAAUACGACAAGGGCUCCUGUGUGUGUUACAGCGGCUGGAAGGGCCCCGAGUGUGACGUCCCCUUCACGCAGUGCAUUGAUCCCCUCUGCAGCAGCCACGGCUCCUGCACCGACGGCAACUGUGUGUGUUCCAUCGGCUACAAAGGACAGAGCUGUUCCCAGGUGGAUUGCCUGGAUCCGACAUGUUCCAACAAUGGCAUCUGUGUGAAUGGGGAAUGCCACUGUAAGCCGGGCUGGGGGGGGCUUCACUGCGAGCUGCCCAGGGCCCAAUGCCCAGACCAGUGCCACGGACACGGGGCCUUCAUACCGGACACCGGGCUCUGCAGCUGUGACCCUAACUGGAUGGGACCCGACUGCUCUAUGGAGGUGUGCUCAGUGGACUGUGGCACUCACGGAGUGUGUAUGGGCGGAGCUUGUCGCUGUGAGGAGGGCUGGACGGGCGCGAGCUGCGACCAGCGUGUGUGCAACCCGGUCUGCAUCAAACACGGAACCUGCAAGGACGGCAAGUGCCAGUGUCACCAGGGCUGGAACGGAGAGCACUGCACCAUCGACGGCUGUCCUAACUUGUGUAACGGGAACGGCCAGUGCACCAUGGGACAGCAGAGUUGGCACUGUGAAUGCCAGACAGGCUGGAGGGGCCCAGGAUGCAGUGUUGCCAUGGAGACCUCCUGCGCCGACAACAAAGACAACGAAGGAGAUGGACUCACAGACUGCAUGGACCCAGACUGCUGCAUCCAGAGUCCCCUGCCAGAACAGCCCGCUUGUGCCGCGGGCUCCCGGGACCCCCUCCUGGUCAUCCAGCAGAACCCCCUGUCCCAGCCACGCGUCCGCUCCUUCUACGACCGCGUCAAGAUGCUCGUGGGACGGGACAGCACCCAUAUCCUCCCUGGGGAAAAACCCUUUCAUCCAGUUUUGGCAUCUCUGAUCCGGGGUCAGGUGUUGACUACAGAUGGAACCCCUCUGGUGGGGGUGAACGUAUCUUUUGUCAACUAUCCCCACUACGGAUACACGCUGACACGGCAGGAUGGAAUGUUUGACCUGAUAGCUAACGGUGGUGCGUCACUGACUCUGCGGUUCGAGCGCGCCCCCUUCCUGAGCCAGGAGCGCACCGUGUGGCUGCCCUGGAGCCAGUUUUAUGCUAUGGACACUCUGGUGCUUAAGACAGAAGAGAACACGAUCCCGGGCUGUGACCUGAGCGGCUUCGUCAGGCCUGACCCUCUUGUGAUUGCAUCCCCUCUCUCCUCCUUCUUCAGCUCCAAGCCAGGGGAGAAACCCAUCAUACCGGAGACACAGGUGCUGCAUGAGCUGAUCGAGGUGCCCGGCUCGAGUCUAAAGCUGUGCUACCUAAGCUCCAGGACUCAGGGUUACCGCUCCCUGCUCAAGGUGACCAUGACCCCAGCGGUGGUGUCCAUGGGCCUGCUGAAGGUUCACCUCAUGGUAGCAGUGGAGGGCCAUCUUUUCCAGAAGUGGUUCCAUGCCUCGCCCAAUUUGGCCUACACCUACAUUUGGGAUAAGACCGACGCAUAUGGGCAGAGGGUCUACGGGCUAUCUCAAGCUGUUGUGUCUGUGGGCUAUGAAUACGAGUCCUGUGCCAAUCUCAUCCUCUGGGAGAAGAGGACAGCCCUUCUGCAAGGCUACGAACUGGAUCCCACCAGUCUGGGCGGCUGGUCACUCGACAAGCAUCAUAUACUCAACACACGCAGUGGCGUCCUUCACAAGGGAAGUGGUGAGAACAUCUUCGUGACCGAGCAGCCCCCGGUGGUCCUCAGCAUCAUGGGAAACGGACGGAGGCGCAGUAUCUCUUGCCCCAGCUGUAACGGCCUGGCAGACGGCAACAAGCUGCUGGCACCGGUCGCCUUGGCAAUGGGCACCGAUGGUAGCAUAUAUGUCGGGGAUCUCAACUUUGUGCGAAGGGUCUACCCAUCUAUGAACACAACUGGCAUCCUGGAAUUAAGGAACAAAGAUUUCAGACACAGUAACAACCCGACCCAUAAGUACUUCCUGGCAGUGGAUCCAGUAUCUGGGGCUUUGUUCAUCUCGGACACUAACUCGCGCAGAAUUUACCGCGUGCGCUCAUUAACGGGAGGCCGCCUGCUGUCGGACAAUGCAGAGGUGGUUGCUGGGACCGGGGAGCAGUGCCUGCCUUUUGAUGAGCGCUGCGGGGAUGGAGGCAAAGCCACUGAAGCUACACUUAUGAGCCCCAAAGGUAUUGCUGUGGAUAAAAACGGGCUGAUGUACUUCGUGGAUGCCACCAUGAUCCGGAAGGUGGAUCAGAACGGCAUCAUCUCCACUUUGCUGGGGGCCAACGAUCUGACUGCCGUGCGGCCGCUGAGCUGUGACUCCAGCAUGGACGUCAGCCAGGUGCGUCUCGAGUGGCCCACGGACCUUGCAGUGAACCCCAUGGACAACUCUCUCUAUAUCCUGGAAAACAAUGUCGUCCUACGCAUCACUGAGAACCACCAGGUGAGCAUCAUCGCAGGUCGGCCCAUGCAUUGCCAAGUGCCGGGUAUCGACUACAGCCUCAGUAAGCUGGCCAUACACGCGGCCCUGGAGAGCGCCACCGCCAUCGCCCUGUCACACACCGGCAUCCUGUACAUCGCCGAGACGGAUGAGAAAAAGAUCAACAGAGUUAGACAGGUGAGCACCAAUGGAGAAAUCUCUCUCCUGGCUGGCGUCGCCUCCGACUGCGACUGCAAGAAUGAUGUCAACUGCAACUGUUUCUACGGCGAUGACGGCUACGCCCCAGAUGCCGGCUUGAACUCGCCUACAUCCUUGGCCGUGUCCCCUGAUGGGACCCUUUUCAUCGCAGACCUCAACAACAUUCGCAUCAGGGCCGUGCGAGCCAACAGGCCGGCUGCGCAGUAUGAGGUCGCAUCGCCAAGGGAACAGGAGCUGUAUGUCUUCAAUGGGGAGGGGCUUCACAUCCAGACAAUCAGCUUAGUGACUGGUGAGACUUUAACAACUUCACCUAUGGCUCCUGACGGAGAGCUGGCCACACUGGUGGAUAACUGCAACAACACAGUGAAGGUGAGGAGGGACGGCCAGGGCCAGGGAGGGGGGGCCGGCCUGCUCCGACUGGUGCUGCUCCCAGAGAAUCAGGUGGUGAUGCUGGGACUGGACCCCACCGGAGGGCUGCGGAGCGUGUCAGCCAUGGGCCAGGAAGUGGCUCUGAUGGGCUACCAGUGGCAACACGGGCCUCCUGGCUACAAAGCUGAUGAGACUGGAUGGACCACAUUUUACCAGUACGACAGCGAGGGCCGCCUGACCAACGUCACGUACCCCACGGGCAUGGUGACGAGCCUCCACCGUGAGAUUGAGCGCUCCAUCAACAUCGACAUCGAGAGCUCCAGCAGAGACGACGAUGUCACCGUCAUCACCAACCUGUCCUCCGUCGAAGCCUCGUACACCGUGGUCCAAGACCAGGUGAGGAACAGCUACCAGCUGUGCAACAAUGGGACCUUGAGAGUGAUGUACGCCAAUGGUAUGGGCAUCAGCUUUCACACCGAGCCCCACCUCCUGGCAGGCUCCGUCAGCCCUACGAUUGGCCGCAGGAACAUCACCCUGCCCACUGACAACGGCCUCAACUCCAUUGAAUGGCGUCUGCGCAAGGAGCAGACCAAGGGCAGGGUCACCGUGUUCGGGAGGAAGCUCAGAGCUCAUGGUCGCAAUCUUCUAUCUAUCGACUUUGACCGCAACACGCGCACAGAGAAGAUUUACGAUGACCACCGGAAGUUCACGCUGCGCAUCAUGUAUGACGCUCAGGGCCGGCCAGCCAUGUGGUUGCCCAGCAGCAGCCUGGCGGUGGUCAAUGUGUCCUAUUCUACCACUGGACAGCUGGUCGGGCUGCAGAGGGGGAGCAUGAGCGAGAAGACCGAGUUUGACCCCCAGGGACGCAUCCUGUCUCGCUUCUUUCGUAGAUGGAAGGUGUGGAGCUACAGCUACCUUGACAAAUCCAUGGUGCUGCUGCUGCAGAGCCAGAGACAGUACGUCUUUGAGUUUGACCGCCUCGGUCGUGUCACAGCGGUCACCAUGCCCAGCGUGGCCCGCCACACCAUGUUCACACACGUGUCAGUGGGCUCAUCCGCAACCUACAACCCUCCAGAGAGCAACGCCUCCAUCAUCCACGACUUCAGUGAGGACGGCCGACCUCAGGCCCACGCACUCAUGGGCACCGGCCGCCGCGUCCUCUACAAGUACGGCAAGCUGGCCAAGCUGUCCGAGAUCGUGUACGACAGCACUGCCGUCACUUUCGGCUACGACGAGACGGCCGGCGUGCUGAAGAUGGUCAACCUGCAAAGCGGGGGCUUCUCUUGCACCAUCCGUUAUCGCAAAAUGGGCCCGCUCAUCGACAAGCAGAUCUACCGCUUCAGCGAGGAGAAGGUCAACGCCAGGUUCGACUACACCUACCACGACAACGGCUUCCGCAUCGCCAGCAUGAAGCCAGUCAUCAGUGAGACGCCACUUCCUGUUGACCUAUACCGAUACGACGAGAUCUCUGGAAAGGUGGAGCACUUUGGAAAGUUUGGGGUCAUUUACUACGACAUUAAUCAAAUCAUCACCACUGCCGUUAUGACGCUGAGCAAGCAUUUUGACACCCACGGUCGCAUCAAGGAGGUCCAGUACGAGAUCUUCCGCUCGCUGAUGUACUGGAUGACGGUUUUGCAGUAUCAGUAUGAUAGCAUGGGACGGGUGGUGAAGAGGAGAACUCAAAUCGGGCCCUACGCCAACACCACUCAGUACCGCUAUGAUUAUGAUGGAGACGGACAGCUCAGCGGCGUCAAGGUGAAUGACUGGUCCACCUGGCGCUACAGCUACGACCUGAACGGUAACCUCCAUCUGCUGAACCCCGGGAACAGCGCGCCGCAUCCUGCCCGCCUCCGCUACGACCUCCGAGACCGCAUCACGCGCCUGGGAGACGUCCAGUACCGCGUGGAUGAAGACGGCUACCUCAGCCAGCGCGGCUCAGACGUCUUUGACUACACUCCAAAGGUCAGGCUGCUGAGGGCCUACAAUCGGGGCCCCGGAGGCUGGAGCGUGGUGUAUCACUACGAUGGGCUGGGUCGCAGGGUGUCCACCAGGAACAGCCUGGGGCAGCACCUGCAGUUCUUCUAUGCUAACCUCAACCACCCCACCAGGGUCACACACAUCUUCAACCACUCCAGCUCGGAGAUCUCAUCACUCUACUAUGACCUGCAGGGACAUUUGUUUGCCAUGGAGGUGAGCAGUGGAGAGGAAUACUACAUAGCUUCUGACAACACUGGCACACCGCUGGCAGUCUUCAGCAGCAAUGGGCAAAUGAUCAAACAGGUGCAGUACACAGCCUACGGAGAAGUGUACCUGGAUUCGAACCCGGAAUUCCAGCUGGUGGUGGGUUUCCACGGCGGUCUCUACGACCCUCUGACUAAGCUGGUCCACUUCACCCAGCGGGACUACGACGUGUUGGCCGGGCGCUGGACCUCGCCCGAUUACAGCAUCUGGCCCAAGAUAGGGAAGGAUCCCGCUCCGUUCAAUUUGUACAUGUUCAAGAACAACAACCCCCUCAGUGACAUGCUGGAUGUCAAAAAUUAUGUCACAGAUGUGAAGAGCUGGCUGGUGAUGUUUGGCUUCCAGCUCAGCAACAUAAUCCCAGGGUUCCGACACUCACUCUACUUUGUGGAGCCGCCCUACGAGUGCAGGGCCACCCAGCACUGUGAGAACGGACAGCUCAUCACGGGUGUGCAGCAGGCAGCGGAGCGUCACAACCAGGCUUUCAUGGCCCUGGAGGGUCGUCUCCUCAACAAGGAACGGAGAAGACGCAAGGACAAGCCGGGUCACUGGUUCGGCACCAGCACCCCAAUAAGCCGAGGGGUGAUGCUGGCUCUGAAGGAAGGCCUGGUGGUGGCCGGCGUGUCCGCUCUGGCCAGUGACGACAGCCGUAAAGUGGCUCUGGUGCUCAAUGGCGCUCAGUACCUGGAAGGCACCCACUACACCCUGGACGCCAAGGACUGCCACUACUUUGUGAAGGUCGGCUCUGCGGACAGUGACCUGUUAGCUUUGGGGCUAACUAACGGGCGGAAAUCACUGGAGAGCGGCAUCAAUGUGACAGUGAGCGGCCGGUCGAGGAGAGGUGUGACUGUGGAGUUUCCGUUCCCCUCGUUAGUACUGAGCGUUCGGUAUGGGCUUGCUGCGGACGUGGUGGACGAAGAGAAGGUAAGACUGUUGGAGCUGGCCAGGCAGAGAGCCCUGGCUGGGGCCUGGGCCAAGGAGCAGCAGAGGGCCAGGGACGGGAAGGGGGGCAGUCGCCUCUGGACGGAGGGGGAGAGACAGCAGCUCCUAACAACGGGCAGAGUACAGGGCUACGAUGGAUACUAUGUACUGCCUGUGGAGCAGUACCCAGAACUGGCUGACAGCAGCAACAACAUCCAGUUCCUCAGACAGAACGAGAUGGGCAAGAGGUAACAGCCCAUCAGACUCUCCCUCUCUCUCCCACCUUUCACUCUCUAGAUCCUGCUCCUUUUUCCUACCCAGCCUCCUCGGACCCCUCUCCUCUCGAAACCCACGGAGAAUUAACCAACAAAAGGGGUUAUUAUGGAACGCUGCAGGGACUUUUGAAAAGAAUGAAAGAUAUUAUUGUUGAUUUUCUACUGCCACAGGCAAAACAUUUAAAGUUUAGUCAAAUGUUUUUUUUGUUGUUUUUUGGAAAAAAACUUUGAACAACUGAAAAAGCACUGAAGAACUUUGAGAACCGUUGCUUAAUGAAUAAGAAGAUUCCCCUUUUUAAAAAAGAUAGUGAUAUUUUCGCCCAUAUUUUUCUGGGUCACACCGAGAGCGGCGGCCAUGACAGCUACUGAGCACGCGGUGGAGUUGUACUGCGCUGGAUUCUGCGGCGAACGCUUUUCUGUCUCUAAUAUACACUGAACGCAAGGGACCAAAGUGGAGACAAGGCCACUCCAGAGUUCAGCCAUUACAAACUACACAUCAAAGGAGACGUCAUUAAACCGCGACACACAAAGGAAAUGUUAAAGGUCGUCCAAUACUAUGAGUCGUCUCCCUGUCAUCAGGCCUCCCAUCGUCCACCACGGACCAGUCCUCUGCUGCUGAGUCAGCGCACAUCCAACCAAGCAACACACAAGCUAACGGCAUCCUUCAACAAAACCAAGCUGUUAAUGGACUCGAAAACACUUUUUAAAAAAACAAAGUAAAAAAAGUGAUGGCUAUAUUUGUGAACAGUGUAUCACACAGCAUUGUUUAUUUUAAAAUGGGGUGAAGAAUCAUAUUACUACAUAUGUGUCCGACUUCACUAAAUUUCAGGAUGUUGCGUAUAUCGUAGAUUGCCGUAGUUUUGUACGUUUCAGUCGCGGGUAGAAUUGUGAGACUUUCACCAAGGCACUUCUGUACAGAAUGAUCAAACACACCACUCACAGAGUCCGGAAAAAACAUGCUAAGUUAGUAUUUAUUUUAUUCUUUUUUAUUUAUUUAUUCUUAGUACUAUAUGACAAUCAUGAAUGAGUCACCAGUUCUAUUCCAAAUGAACAUUAAUGGAUGAGUUUAUUUUCUUUUGUAAAAUAUGUAAGAAAUUUUGUUUUUAUAUUAAUUUCAGUUUGCUGCCGGGGCAAAUAAUAGUCACUCUCAAAAAGAAUAAUUUAUGUAAUAAAGUGUUUAAAAAAAAAAGAAGCGGUUUAUACUUUAAAUAAAGUCUUAAAACUGUGAAAUCUGUUUUUUCGAGCUAUAUUUCGAUGUACAGUGUAUAGACCUACCUUUAUGCAGCACAGUAGAAUAUUGUCCAGAAUAUCAAGUUUUAUAUUUCUAAGAGGAAGUGGCUUGUAAUGUGCAAAAUCUUUAGCUGGUCUUACUACUCUAGAGUUGUGUGGCACUCUAAUAUUCCAUAUCUACAAUAUCGACCCCGAGUUUGUUGUUUUUGACUGUUUUUUGGUUUGGAAAGCAGAGGUUAAUCUGUCCUAGAUCCCAACAGCAGUAGCAGUAAUGGAUCCCUCUCACUGUGAAGAGACUCGUGCUGGAUGUCAUAAUGUACCAAAUCAGUAUUAUCAAAGGAUGAUUCUUAUACAUUCACUGAACGAGACUCUUCUGAGAACCUUAUCAAUAAAACAUAAUUGUUUACUUCAA